This is a messenger RNA of Dermacentor silvarum, 552 nucleotides long. Its product is annotated as cytochrome P450 3A29. Gene Ontology annotation, molecular function: oxidoreductase activity, acting on paired donors, with incorporation or reduction of molecular oxygen; monooxygenase activity; heme binding. Lineage: Eukaryota; Metazoa; Arthropoda; Arachnida; Ixodida; Ixodidae. Bases 1 to 552 code for a protein of 183 amino acids. The transcript has a single exon. The record is from RefSeq and is a predicted model, not a curated record.
AUGCAUCUCUUGUUUCAAUUGCACGAGGAACUCGUGCGAAGGUAUCCGGUGGGCGAAGACCUGAAUUAUGGCCAGCUACAAGAACUCGAGCGGCUGGACAUGUUCGUCAAGGAAGCCCUAAACCUCUGGCAUCCCGUGACAAUGCUGGUGUCGCGCCACUGUCGAGCCGACACGACCAUUCUUGAACAGUUCUUCCCGGCCGGAUGCGAGGUUUUCGCACCGGUCUGGCACAAUCACCAUAACCCUCAAAUUUGGCCCGAACCAUUUCGAUUCAACCCGGAGCGAUUUGCCCCAAAAAUAGCGAAGGAUAUUGAUCUCAGCACUUUCAUAUCGUUCGGCGUCGGGCACAAGUCUUCCAUCGGAAACUGGUUUGCCUUACUUGAAUUGAAGGCCGCACUGUGCAAGCUCUUGAGGAGAUACGAGGUACUGCCGUUCUCGCGAGUUGAAGACACUAUAGAGCUCAUCGUGCAGAGGAUGAUUAUCCACCCUAAGACACCUAUACAGGUCAAGCUGCGGCUUAGGACAGAAACCGUGGCUAGCGCCAAGCCGUAA